Messenger RNA from Syngnathoides biaculeatus (alligator pipefish), 6115 nucleotides. It is a transcript of the gene ppl, whose product is annotated as periplakin. NCBI's taxonomy places the organism in Eukaryota, Metazoa, Chordata, Actinopteri, Syngnathiformes, Syngnathidae. Gene Ontology annotation, biological process: wound healing; intermediate filament cytoskeleton organization. Gene Ontology annotation, molecular function: cadherin binding; structural molecule activity. Gene Ontology annotation, cellular component: cytoskeleton; intermediate filament; cytoplasm. The record is from RefSeq and is a predicted model, not a curated record. Bases 444 to 5711 code for a protein of 1755 amino acids. The transcript has 22 exons.
AGCACCGCGAGCGCUUGUAAACUCCACACGGGAGGUGCUGAGCAGCAAGAAAAGGUGAAUGUCCUGUAGUCGGCCCACUGCAAAGUGUCAAGUCAAAUUCUUACUGUAUCACGCCCUCGUGGAUUGCCGUUCACAUACUCGAAAAGAUUGUCAAGUCGGACCGGUUCAGCCAGUGCAACGCAUUGUACGAGUGCGUGCGUGCGUGCCUUUGGCUAUGAAGACUUGCAUAGCUGCAUGUAGCUCCGCCCUGCAGGCUGUCAACUAGACAGGUGUGCAGCGACUAAAGGUGACUGAUCACAGUGCAGAUCGGGGAAUCGUCGACAUAACUAAGGUUCUGUGAACACAGCUGACGCACGCGGGCAGCGCCGAAUCGACACUAACAAGACACCCGAUUUGCUGGCGUUGUUGUUUGCUUGCAAGCCGCCGACAGGUCACCUGUCACCAUGAAAAAAAGGAGCAAAAGUUCCAUCGUUACUCCGGUCAAGCAAACAGUUUCUUCCACAGAACUGACAGCUCUGAUCGAGAAGCUGCAAAAGAAUGCAGAUAAAGUGGAGAAGAACAUCUACGAUGUCGAGCAGAACCUCAACAAGGAUGUAAGUAAGAUCAAUGAGGGCAAGCAACCACUGUAUCAGGAGGACACCAACAAGCGACUCCUCAAUUCUCUGGACCUCCUUGUUGGCCUGGAUGAGGAUGCUGUCAACGCCAAGCGCCUUCAGCAUCCUCAGGCAGAGAUGAUUGAACAAGACAUGAAGCAACUGCGUGAGAGAGUGAUGAAGCUGAGGGAGGACCAUGAUCGCAUCUACCAACUCAUCCGCACAGAGGGUGUGCCCACCAUCAACUGGGGCAACAUGAUGGAUGAGAAGCUGGACAUUCUGAGCAACAAGGGCUUUGGCCAGGACUUGCCAUCUGUGGAGAAUGACGUGGAGGAGCAUAACAUCUUCCAUAGUGAGGUGGAGGCUUUGGCUCCUCACAUUUCUGCCGGUGGUGACAAGGAAUAUGUCAGUGGCCUCCAGAUGAAGUACAACAAACUGUUGGCCCUUUCGAGCGAUCGUCAGCGCCACUUGCGGAGUCUGCGUGACUACAUGCAGCGCUGCACCAAUGAGCUUUACUGGAUGGACCAGCAGGCUGAGGAGAGAAUCAACUAUGACUGGAGUGACAGCAACCUGGACUACCCUGCCCGCCAGAGGCAAUAUGAGACCUUCAUCAGCAAAUGUCUGGAGUCCAAGGAGGGGACAAUCACCAAGCUCAAUGAAGAUGGAGAAAAGCUGAUUUCUUCAAAGCAUCCAGGGUCAAACGUUAUUGAGGCUCAUAUGGAGGCUGUGCAUGCUGACUGGAAGGAGUACCUAAAUCUGCUGAUCUGUGAGGAAAAUCACCUGAAACACAUGGAUGAGUACCACAAGUAUCACAAGGAGGCACGUGACACCCAGGACCUGUUGAAGCGAUUGGACAUGGACAUCAAACAGAAGUACAACCCCGAGUUUAAGGAUGUGUACCAGAUGGAGGGUCUGAUAAGAGAGCUGGAUGAUCAAGCCAAGGCCAUGGACCACCUUGAUGAGCGGGUCAAGUCUCUGCAGAAACGGGGUGUGCAAGUUUUACCUCUCAAGUACAGACGGGAAACUCCUCAAAAGAUUCUCCCCGUUGAGUCUUUAUGCGAUUUUGACUCAGAUGAGGGGCAAAUUGUGCGUGGGAACAGAUACACUCUGCUCCGCAACAAUGGAACCAAGUGGGAUGUGAAGGAUGCAGCAGGACAAAAAAUAUCUGCUCCAGCAAUCUGUUUCAUUAUCCCCCCCACAGACACUGAGGCAGUGGCCAUCGCUGACAGCUUGGCUGGACAGCAAAAUUCACUUAAGCAGAAGAUGGGAGACAGCAAAGCAGCAUUGUUGAAACGCUUUGAUGAACUGAAAAAAUCCAGUGGUGGUGCAGACAAGCAGGAGCAACAGUGCCGCCAGAUGAUGGCUGGACUAGAUAAGGUUGCCAGUGACCUGGACAAACAAGAGAGGGCCAUUCAAGCUCGACUGCGCCCACCACUCGAGCUGAAGAAGCCACUGCAGGAUAGUGGGGACCGACUGCAGGAUUUGAGGGAUAUUGACAUUGCAGUCCAUAGAAUUGAACCAGAAAAGACCUCCAGAGUGCAAGAAGCAAAGAACUUCUUGGUCUCCAACCCGACAUGUCCCAGCGCUCCUCACCUUCACAGCAAAGCAGAUGAAGUCAACAAGAAGUACAACUACCUAGAACAGCUUCUUCAGUGCUCUCAGGAAAAAAUGAAGAAUUCCAACCAGCUCGAGGCUUCACUUCAAAAUGGAAAUGCUUUACUGUCCAACUAUGAGAACAGGCUGGCCAGGGAGGAUGUGGCACCCUCUGACAUCUCCUCAUUGGAGAAAAUUCAACGCGAACUUGGAGAUAUUGGCUCAGACCUAAGGUCCAAGAGGGCAGUGAUCAACGAGACUGAGCAGAACCUACGUUCAGCCAAAAACAGCGUGGACCAAAUGGCAAUAAAAUUCCAAGAGCAUUGCCCUGACAUUGAGAGGCAGGAAUCCGAUGUGCAGAAGUUAAACAAGCGCUUCAACAUCCUGAACAAUCAGCUUGAUACCAGGUCCCAAAGUUUGCAGAGGGCUAAGAUGUCCUACGGUAAUUAUCGCAAUGAUUAUAACAACAUGAACAACUGGCUUUCUCGUAUCCCAAACUAUGAGCCAUCUGAGACUGAUGACAUAAAGCAACUGGAAACCAAACUGAAAAAUCAGAGGAACUUGCUCUCUGAUAUUGCAAGAAAGGAAUCCGACAUGAACAAUCUUUCAAAAAAUGGUAGACUUUACCAACAAGCUAUCAAAGACUAUGAGAGUGAAACAGAGAAGUUCAGAUCCAUACUAGACCUUGAUGAUGGACUUGUACCUCAGACGUACAAGCGGAGCCGAAUGGAAUCACCUGCACUGGCAGUCAAAGCAGAGGAAGCUGCUAUUGAGGCCAAAUAUACCGAGGUGAAUGCUCUGAACAAGCAAAGACUACAAAAUCUUGAGUUCACCCAUAGCCUCCUCAACCAGCAACCAGAUAUCCCUAUGAUCCAGUCUACAAAUGUCCAAUCAGUCAACGCUGCUGCCCCAGGAGGGGAGCUUUGGAGAAUUAGGAAGCAGUUCCAAGAUGAGAUUCAGAGGAGAGAGCAGUUAGAGAAAGAAAUUGAGCUAAUCCAGACUGAAAUAUAUGUCCUAGAAGGACAGAAGCCUCAAGAUACUAUUGUCAAGAAGGAACUAAUCAAAAAAGUUCCAGAUCCUCAGCUCGAUGAAGAACUGUACAAGGUUCAGCAGAAGCUUUCAGAGGAACGUCGUAUUACUCAUGGUCUGGAGAAUGACCUUGAAGUAUUGAAAUUGAAGCUGCGUGGUCUUGAGACUGAGGUCAAAGAAGGGGCACAGCAAUACAUGGUCAAAGAGGUUCUCCGAAUUGAAAGAGAUCGUGGUCAGGAGGAGGAGAUGCGCAAACUUCGGGAAGAGUUGGAUGAGCUCAGAAGGCAGAAGCUGAUUAAAGACAAUGAGUUCAUUCAGAUACAAAAGCAGGUGACAAUCCUGGCUGAAGAGAAGAAUAAAGAGCAAGAAGUUAUCAAAGAAGAGGAAGUAAUAAAAGUACAAAAUGACCCACAACUUGAAACAGAAUAUAGAGUUAUCUUGAACAGAAAGCAAAAAGAAACUGACGGAAGGAAGCAAUUGGAGGAUGAAUUGAAAUUCCUUCAAGAGAAGCUCCGUAGGCUGGAGAAAGAGAAAUCAAUGGCUGAGGAGAAGAUUUCCAUUAAGGAGGUACUUAAAGUAGAGAAAGAUGUUGCUCUGGAGAGGGAGGUAGAAAAUCUGAGGAGGCAAUAUGAAGAUGAGAAAACCAAACGGAGGUCAUCCCAGCGAGAAAAAAAUGACCUCCAAAGGAAAAUUGCUAGUCUAGAGGAGGAGAAGUCCAAGGUUGUGAUCCAAGAAAAGAUGCGGGAAAUUGUCCGCCCUGACCCCAAAGCUGAGAAUGAGGUCGCCAAUCUUCGACUUGAACUAGUUGAACAGCAGAGGCGCUAUAAAGAUGCAGAACUGCAAUUUAGAUCCCUACAGGAUGAGCUGACCAUGCUCAAGAACCGGGGACCUCAGGUGGAAAUCAAGGAGAUCAUUAAAGAGGUUAUCAAGUACAAGACAGAUCCACAGACUGAAAGAGAACUUGAGAGACUUCGCAAUGAAAUUGUUGACAAAACUCACCAGACUGAGAAAUCUGAAAUGGAGAUCCGCCAACUUAAUGAUGAAAUUCAAAGAUGGAAAGAUAUGAAACCUCAAGUGCAGACUAAAGAGGUUGUCAAUGAAGUGCUACAGUAUAGAGAGGAUCCAAAAACUAAAGAGGAGGUUGAAAUCCUUAAAAGAAAACUAGCUGAUGAACAGUCAAAACGUCUUGACCUUGAGAGAGAAAAAUCAUCCCAAGAAGAGAAGAUCAGACUGAGGAAGAUCAACCUCUCUCAGGUCCGUGAGAAAUUUGUUCAACAGGAAGUUGUCAAGAUGGAAGAAGAUGCCCUACUUCGAUCAGAGUGUGAAACCUUCGUACAAAACAUUAACAAUGAGCAAAGACAGAAGGAUACUCUGAAAGCAGAACUCUAUCAACUGCAGAGACUGAAGGCCGACUUGGACAUGCAGCUCGAAGAACUUGAGCGUGAACGUAGGGCAAGACGUGAAGCUGAAUUGGAGAUCCAGAGGCUUCGGGUCAGACUUACUGAACUGGAGAUGCGAGACAAAGAGAAUCGUGAAAAGGUGACUGUCAAACAAAAGGUAGUCCUGCAGCAGGAUCCUCAACAAGAGAAGGAACACUCUAUUCUCAAACUUCAGCUUGAUGAAGAGAGGCAUAAGCGUGUCUUGCUUGAAAAAGAACUGAAUGCGCUGAUACAGCAGCAGGUCACCUUGGAGAAGAUGGAUGUGAAAGAAAGAAUUGUUCGCACUGAGAAGGUCCAGGUGGAGAAGGAUCCUGAGGCUGAGCUUGAAAUUGAGAACCUAAAGAGGACUCUGGAAGAGGAGAAGAGGAGAAAGAGAGACCUCGACCAAGAGUUGGUGACUGUCACUUCCAGGCUUUCUGAGAUGGAGUUUUCCAACACCAAGUCAAGUAAAGAGCUUGAUUACAUCCGAGAAGAGAGUAAUCGCUUGCAGCAUGAAAACCAAAGACUGCAGAAUGAAAUUCGCAAGCUUCGAUCUGAGAUUGAGAUCACAAGCAAAGAGACACAGCUUAUCACUGAGUCUGCACCAAGAGAGGAUGGAAAGAACCUGGAGUUGAGACUUGACUCUUUGCAGAGAGAACUUGCAGAGCUGAGAGGCAUUACCAUAAAAAAGGAUGAAGAGAUUGAGAGGCUACAAAAGAAUCUCUCAGCUGUUAGAAUGAAGAGAGAACAGAGAGAGAGCCAUCUGCGAAGAUCUAUAGUUGUAAUUGACCCAGACACAGGGAAAGAAAUGCGACCCGAGGAGGCCUUUAAAUUGGGGUUGAUUGACUGGAAGAUGUUUGUCAAUUUGCAAAGCCAGGAGUGUGACUGGGAGGAGAUCACAGUCAAGGGCCCCAAGGGAGAAUCAUCUGUUCUCCAUGAUCGGAAAUCAGGGAAAAAAUUCUCAAUUGAUGAUGCUUUGAGUCUCGGGCAUAUAACAAAUCAUCAGCUUCAGCAGUACAUGAACAAACAAUUAACCAUCCAGGAGUUUGGUGCAUUGGUGUCAGGAAAGAGCAAGUAAAUUAAUCUACAAACAGCUACAAAGGCAUGUUUGGUUUCAAGCAAUAACAUUUUAUUUUACUAUCACAUUGUUUAAAAAAGUCUUGUAUCUUUGAUUUUGUGGUGACCUGGAAUUUUUUUUCCCCUCCACUUCCUUGAUGACAAAAUGCACUAUGUACUUAUUGCUUAUUCAGAUUCCAGUCUUUGGUAAAAUGAACAUGCAUUUACAACUAGAUGAAAUUUCUAUUAAAUAUGGUCUUGGAAGAAUACUGAUCGCUGAGCUUUAUUUUACUGCACUGGGGUCAACAACUUUUUUUUCCCUUUGAUUUUUCAAAUACUGUACAAUGCUUUAGGCACUUGUGGGAUUCUCCAGGAAAUUAAAUGUAUGCUAUGCUCUAUGUUUAAAUAAAAGUCCAGUUAAACAGA